Molecule: messenger RNA, 792 nt
Organism: Apaloderma vittatum (bar-tailed trogon)
Lineage: Eukaryota; Metazoa; Chordata; Aves; Trogoniformes; Trogonidae
Product: transmembrane protein 161B
Exons: 7
Coding region: 25-792 (255 amino acids)
Source: RefSeq, a predicted model, not a curated record
AUAGGUGUGCAGCUGGUGGUUACCAUGGUGAUGGCUAGUGUCAUACAGAAGAUCAUACCUCACUAUUCUCUUGCUCGUUGGCUUCUCUGUAGUGGCAGUUUGCGGUGGUACCAGCAUCCAACUGAAGAACAGCUACGGAUUCUUGCAGGGAAACAAAGGGGGAAGAGCAAAAAAGAUAGAAAAUAUAAUGGUCAUAUUGAAAAUAAACCCCUAACCAUUCCAAAAGACAUCGAUCUUCAUCUGGAAACAAAAUCUGUGACUGAAAGGGACACUAUUGCAUUACAUUAUUUUCCAGAAUAUCAGUGGUUGGUGGAUUUUACUGUUGCAGCUACAGUGGUGUAUGUGGUGACAGAAGCCUAUUACUCCUACGUGAAGCCCUCACAGGAGAUGAAUAUCAGUGUAGUCUGGUGCCUGCUUGUCUUGGCUUUUGCAAUUAAGGUACUGUUUUCGUUGACUACCCAUUAUUUCAAAGUAGAGGAUGGAGGUGAAAGAUCAGUCUGUGUCACCUUUGGUUUUUUCUUCUUUGUGAAAGCAAUGGCAAUUCUCAUUGUGACAGAAAACUAUCUCGAGUUUGGACUGGAAUCAGGAUUCUCAAAUUUCUCAGAAAGUGCUAUGCAGUUUCUUGAAAAACAAGGUUUGGAAUCCCAGGGUCCUGUGUCUAAACUAACCUUCAAAUUGUUCCUGGCUGUUCUGUGUUCACUUAUUGGUGCUUUUUUGACAUUCCCUGGCUUGCGACUGGCUCAAAUGCAUCUGGAUGCUCUGAAUUUAGCAACAGAAAAAAUAACACAGUAA